AUGCCUCUGACGCCGCCAGAACUGCCUCCUAAAGACAAGCCUCCGACACUCAAACACCGUUUGAAACCGGUUGGGCAACCUGAAUUACCUCGGCCUGGCGACAAUAAUCACUAUGACGGCCGAACGUGGAAUCAGAGGUUUCUAGACUACUUUGAGUCUCAUGAGGCGCAUGGUGUCAAUAGUGAAACUACAGAGCGAAAUUUGGGGGGGAUGCAAUGUGACAGCUACACGAGUGCUGAGACAAACCCUGAACUUGCAGUAGCGCUGGAUCAUUACAAGGAUAGGGGGUUGCAAGUGGUAACGAUCAGUGUGACGGAAGAUCGACUGAAAGCCUUCUUCGUGCGUCGGAGCAUUGAUUGGCAAAAAAAACAGACACCAAAAGAGGACUGGCCGCGCUCCUUUAUGAUCCGGAGAGGCAUUACGGAUUACACGCGAGCUGAUAUCGGCAUGUCGAAUCCAAAGGUUGGGCAUGUCUUCCUGGUUGAUUGGCAGUGCAAGAUUCGAUGGACAGGCUGUGGCGACGCUUCGGAUGAAGAGAAGGAGAGCCUAGUAUCUUGUGUCAAGCGAUUAAUGGAAAGACCUGGGAGCAAGACAAUAGAGAAAGGAAAAUCGAGGACGAGCAGCGUGCAGCGGCUGAAGCAGCCCAUGAGUUAG
Messenger RNA from Bacidia gigantensis, 654 nucleotides. RefSeq lists its product as uncharacterized. Lineage: Eukaryota; Fungi; Ascomycota; Lecanoromycetes; Lecanorales; Ramalinaceae. Gene Ontology annotation, biological process: mitochondrial proton-transporting ATP synthase complex assembly. The transcript has 2 exons. Gene Ontology annotation, cellular component: mitochondrial inner membrane. Bases 1 to 654 code for a protein of 217 amino acids. The record is from RefSeq and is a predicted model, not a curated record.